Molecule: messenger RNA, 3392 nt
Organism: Micropterus salmoides (largemouth bass)
Lineage: Eukaryota; Metazoa; Chordata; Actinopteri; Centrarchiformes; Centrarchidae
Gene: septin10
Product: septin 10
Exons: 10
Coding region: 140-1423 (427 amino acids)
Biological process (GO): cytoskeleton-dependent cytokinesis
Cellular component (GO): septin complex; septin ring; cell division site
Molecular function (GO): molecular adaptor activity; GTPase activity; GTP binding
Source: RefSeq, a predicted model, not a curated record
CAGUUGUCGACGGUGGACGCACGUAGUGAGGCGGUCCUGAUAAGUGUUCAGAAAAAAAAGAAGUCGUAAUUUUAUCACUUUUGUUGUAUAUAUUUUUGAAUCUAUCUAGGGUAACAGUUAUUAACGUCUGGCUAAAACUAUGGCUUCUUCGGAUGUUUCUCGGCAGUCGGACAAAGGAAUGCGGCCCCUGUCCUUGGCGGGCCAUGUGGGCUUUGACAGCCUUCCAGAUCAGCUCGUCAACAAGUCCAUCUGCCAGGGCUUCUGCUUCAAUAUUCUCUGCAUCGGUGAAACUGGUAUUGGCAAGUCUACCCUGAUGGACACUCUGUUCAAUACUAACUUUGAGAACUUCGAGUCGUCCCACUUUGAACCUCAGGUGAAGCUGCGGGCUCAAACCUAUGACCUACAGGAGAGUAACGUCAGACUGCGUCUUACCGUGGUCAACACUGUGGGCUUUGGAGACCAAAUGAACAAACAAGAAAGCUAUCAGCCGGUGGUGGACUACAUCGACAAGCAGUUCGAGAGUUAUCUGCAGGAGGAGCUAAAAAUCAAGCGCUCUCUUCACAACUACCAUGACUCACGAGUCCAUGCCUGCCUUUACUUCAUCUCCCCCUCAGGUCAUUCACUGAAAUCCCUGGACCUGGUCACUAUGAAGAAACUAGACAGCAAGGUGAACAUCAUCCCAGUCAUCGCCAAAGCUGACACCAUCAGUAAGACCGAGCUGCACAAGUUCAAGAUCAAAAUCAUGAGCGAGCUGGUGAGCAACGGCGUUCAGAUCUACCAGUUCCCCCUGGAUGAUGAGACCGUUGCAAAGGUCAACACUACAAUGAAUGGUCAUUUGCCGUUUGCUGUAGUAGGCAGCACAGAGGAAGUCAGCGUUGGCAAUAAGUUGGUGAAGGCUCGUCAGUAUCCAUGGGGUGUAGUACAAGUGGAGAACGAGAAUCACUGUGACUUUGUGAAGCUGAGGGAGAUGCUGAUCUGUGUAAACAUGGAGGACCUGAGAGAGCAGACACACACUCGCCACUAUGAGCUGUACAGACGCUGCAAACUGGAGGAAAUGGGUUUCAAAGACACAGGCCCCGAGUGCAAACCCGUCAGCUUGCAGCAGACUUACGAGGCCAAGCGGCAGGAGUUCCUGGUGGAGCUGCAGAAGAGAGAGGACGAGAUGAGGCAGAUGUUUGUGCAGAGGGUGAAGGAGAAGGAGUCUGAGCUGAAGGAGGCUGAGAGAGAGCUACAAAGUCGUUUUGAGCAGCUGAAGCGCCUCCACGCAGAUGAGAAAGCAGCUCUUGAGGAGAAGAAGAGACACCUGGAGGAAGACCAGAGCUCCUUCAGCAAGAGACGAGCUGCCGCCCAGCUCCUGCAGGCCCAGAGCCUCACCGCCAACGGCAAGAAGGACAAGGACCGCAAGAAUUCUGGCUUCAUGUGAAGACAUUGGGAUUUCAAGAACACUCCAGUAUGACAGGUAUAACCAGUGACAUUCUGCCCACAUCCUUUUCAGCCCUUUUGUGGCCAGUCUCAAACACUAACCAGGACAACCCCACACAAACCAGCAGUGUGUGCGAGUGUGAGUUUGCUUUUGUGCCAAAGUUUAAUGACUGUACCCAUGAAUCCUGUGUACACUUUCCUCGGUGGUAUUUUUAAAAUUCUUUGUGGCGUUUAUACCUCUUUGUAAUAUUUUAUAUUUAUCUUAUGAUUUUUAUAUAAUUUCAUUGUUAUUUUCUAUGUACGUGCCUCUUCUUUUCUUUUUUUAUACUUCUGCCCAGACUAGGGACCCCUCAGUGUAUUGAUCCUCACACAGCCACACAGCCUCCUCAGUAGAUGCUGUAGGUUUAUUUAAGGACUUGGAUUAGGUACAAACAAUGCAUUGAAAGGGACUUCCUCACUUAACAUUUAAUCUGCCAUAUCGUUGGUGUAUAAUAAGAGAACUCUUCAUGUUUAGUAAUGCGGUAUGAUGGCUUCGAUAAUGAGACAGUCAAACAUCUGUAACAUGCUUGUAAUUUAUUAUAAAGCCUUUUUUAGACAUGCACUUCAUGAGAAGAUUUACAUUUUGUCGAAACGAAUGCCCGAGUCUCUUUUUCAUAAAUGUUGCAGCAGCUGUCCAUCAAUGUCAGGCGAAACACUUCCAUUGGAACUGAAUGAGAAAUGUUAAAUCUACAGUAAGGUGCUUAUCUAAAUUGGAAAAAAAAUCAGUUUAAUGACCACAGCAGUAAUCAAACCACCAGUUUCUCUAAACAUUCAGCUUGCAUUCAUGCCAACCUCUUACAGUAUGAAUAUCCAGCUAAAUGCUUUAAAUACAGCAUGUCAGAACCUAACAGCUAGUUAUACUACAUUUUUGGCAUUGGCAGAUGGUGUAAAAUAAGCAGCAGAGUGUUAUGUUCAAAACAUAAUUGAUGACAUAGACAAAUGUAUCAGGAAAUCUACAGAGUUGGUUGGACUGGUGGUGAGCGGGUCAUAAAUAAUGUUUAAAUAGAGAUGCUACAGAAUAUUUACUCCACGGAGACCUGUGUAUGUUUUGACUGCCAAACAGGCCAUAAAUGUGACAGAUUUGUAGCUAAAUGUUAGAGAAUCCAUGUCUGAAAAGGGCUUCACUGAUCAUUUCUGGAGACAGAUGUAGUGCAUUCAUCAUAAGGAGUUGUCAGAAGCGUGGUCACAGGGCAUUAUAUUUCCUUAUCCUUUUUAUGUAUUUUCUUUCUCCUCCCUGAUGCUUUAAACUUUUAUUAUGAGCACACCAGCUUUUCAAGGAGCCACACAGAUUCUCCUGUUGCUGUUGUUCCAAAGGGAAAUCAAUUUAUUUCUGAACUUAAGCUUCUCUUGUCAGUUUUCUAGGAGGGUGAGGCUGAGGCUCACCUUUGGAUAAGGUACAUGUUACAGCAUAUAUAUUGUCUUUUACUUGCUCCCUUAUUUGUUCCUUCUGGCACAGUUUGCAAUGCAGUCUGUCUCAAAAGAGCUGCUCGUGGGGAAAAUGAAUUCUGUCAAGUCUGUGUUUAAGAGGGGCCUGGGAUGAGAGGGAGGAUGUAUUUUUGACCGUUUAAAAAAAAAAAAAUCCUUUCUUUAUUCACUUCUGUCUGGAGUCAUGAUGAGACAGGGGUUCACACUUCAAAGCAUUUUACAGCACAGAUGCUGGUUUCUAGUAAAGUGUGAUUUUUAUAAACCAACAUUUACUCACAAACACUGCCACUUUAUAUUUACACUAGUGCUUACAAAGUGUUCGUGCCUUAUCUGCGUAAAGCUAUACACUAUCCACUUAACUUGUACAUCCAGGGAAACACACUAAUGGAGAAAAGCUUGUCUAGGAAACAUUUGUAAUACACUUGUAUUUCAGGAAUAAACAGUGUUAUUUGGGAGCUUUUUUUUUUCCUUCUUUCUAAAUAAAUCUUUGUAUUUUUGUUAUGACA